This is a messenger RNA of Carassius carassius (crucian carp), 2667 nucleotides long. RefSeq names its product serine/threonine-protein kinase Nek7-like. The record is from RefSeq and is a predicted model, not a curated record. The transcript has 10 exons. The coding region runs from base 200 to 1102 and encodes 300 amino acids. Gene Ontology annotation, molecular function: protein kinase activity; ATP binding. Lineage: Eukaryota; Metazoa; Chordata; Actinopteri; Cypriniformes; Cyprinidae. Gene Ontology annotation, biological process: protein phosphorylation.
UCACACAGACGCGAGCGAACAGAUCGCGUGUGUGUUUCGGUGUCGCGCAGGAACUCAGCAGGAGCUCGACCUCGACAGACUGAGAGACCACCACCAUCAUCAAUAUCCUCAUCAUCCUCAUCCUCGGCGCGAGCUCCAGUUCAGCGCGCGUGAAGCCCAGCUGGCACUUCCUGGGGUGUAAGGGACUGCUGCUGUCACGAUGGACGCCCAAUCACAAGGCCAGCAGCCACAGGGGCCAGUGUUUCAGCCACAGAAAAUCCAACAGGAUGCGGGCUAUAACAGUUUAGCCAAUUUUCACAUUAUAAAGAAGAUCGGAAGGGGACAGUUCAGCGAGGUUUAUCGUGCUGCAUACAUACUAGACCAUACACCGGUAGCUUUGAAAAAAGUGCAGAUAUUCGACUUGAUGGAUGCCAAAGCUCGGCAAGAUUGCAUCAAAGAAAUAGAUCUCCUGAAGCAAUUGAACCACCCCAACGUAAUUAAAUACCACGCGUCAUUCAUUGAAGAGAACGAGCUAAAUAUAGUACUGGAACUCGCAGACGCCGGGGACCUCUCACAAAUGAUAAAGCAUUUCAAGAAACAAAGACGGCUGAUUCCUGAGAAGACGGUAUGGAAGUACUUUGUUCAGCUGUGUAGCGCACUGGAGCACAUGCACUCCCGCCGCGUCAUGCACAGAGACAUUAAACCCGCUAAUGUCUUCAUCACAGCCACUGGAGUGGUGAAACUGGGCGACUUAGGCUUGGGACGCUUCUUCAGUUCCAAAACAACUGCAGCUCAUUCUCUAGUGGGCACCCCAUAUUACAUGUCUCCCGAGCGAAUACACGAAAACGGAUAUAACUUCAAAUCUGACAUCUGGUCGCUAGGCUGUCUGCUCUAUGAGAUGGCCGCCCUGCAGAGUCCAUUCUACGGGGACAAAAUGAACCUCUACUCACUGUGUAAAAAGAUUGAGCAGUGUGACUACCCGCCACUACCGUCUGACCAUUACUCUGAGGAGCUGAGAAAACUGGUAGAUAUGUGCAUCAACCCCGACCCGGAGAAGAGGCCUGACAUCACCUACGUAUAUGGCAUCGCCAAACACAUGCACGCCUUGACGAUCGCAAACUGAGUCUUCCUCCCGAUUCUUCGUGCUUCUACUUUUAAGACCUUCGUCUGGCCCACAAAUGUCAUUUAAAGCUUGUUUUGCUCCAUCGUAAUGUAACCUGGCAUCUUUCAGUACAAAAAAUACAACAUACGGCACAAAGCAAGGCCUUUGGGUUACUAGAACUACAUCAAAAAGACAAAACCGACCUUUACAUAUAACACUUCUAAGAAGAAAAAGCAAAAAUAAGCAGUGUUGUAAACUGGUUCGACUUGAUUUUUGCUCUUUCCGAUGUUGGUCCCAUCAAUGAUUGCAUAUUUACCUCCAUUUGAUUUUUUUCUGUCACAAGCAUGAAAUGUAAAUCUGAUAUGCUUUUGUAAAUCCCACAACAGCUGUUCCAAGAACUUUUUCACAGCGAAACCUUAUGAGAAAAACAUCUCUAUAAAAAGAGAAUUAAAUUUUCCCUUAAAAAGCAACUUUAAAAAGCCUUUCGACAUUUCAGAGGUUUGUCGUUCUAUUUAAAGAGCAUGAGAUCAUAGUGCUCGCAGUUUCCAAGGACAAAAUAACUAGUCCAUAUCUAUACAUGUAUUCAAUCCAAGUAUCGCCUGUCCAGCACCUAAACAUUUAUUGAUAUACACCAUAGUAUUUUAAGCCCUAGACCUUUUAAAAUGCAUUGAAUCAUAGAUCAUGACAAUAUGUUUGCGUUCACCAGAUUUCAAGUAAUGCAUUCAGGAUGAAGUCCGUUUCUCAAAGGCGAAUCCUUCCCAGUAUCAGCACCUCUACGGCUGAUAAUUGAACUUUAAUAAAGAAUUAAUUCAAAGGCCUAACAUGCAAUGUAGUAACUUAUAAAUAGUCACACAUCUUUCAUAGUGCCUUGUUGCGUGUAUUUCAGAAAACUGUUCUUCCCGUAAACCGAAACCGAAUUUUGGUACAGAAUUGGCAGCAAUUGCGUCCUUCAAUCGGUUUACGACAACCGUGCAUCCUGAAAGAGGUACGUUUACAAAACGGUGCUACGUUCACCGAAACGUCUUGACCUCUUCCAGACAGUGCUGCUUUCCAGAAUGUGGCUUGUGAUCUUUGGCAGACUCGGUCUACUAUGAGUUCCUCAAGCGUAUGAAGUUAAACUAUCCACACAGCAGCACAUUUCACAGACAGUAUGAUUUGCUGUGAUAGUACCACGUAUAAAAUGGUAUGUUUUUGUAACUUUAGUCAUGAGCAUUUUUAGUGUUUACUGUUUUCUUUUUACUGUAUUUUGCGAUAAUCACCCUUUUCUUUCGUCUUUUGUUAACACAGAAACGGAUUACGCUUGUUGCCUUAUCGAUAAUAGUAUAUAUUUAUCUGGUAGAGGCACGCGAGGCCUGUUCCAGCCAGAUCUGGAUUCUUUACCUCGGUAAAGCACACAUGAAGCGGAAACUCACCGUCUGCCAGACUGUACUCUCUCUACUUUCACCCGAAUCAUUUGGGAGGGGAAGGAAAGGCAACUUUUUAUUUAUUUGUCUUUUUUGACGGUUUAUGUUUAACAUUCUAGAUGCACAUUCAUUCUUUAUAUGCUAACUGAAAUGAAAAUAAUAAAUCAAAUUAAAUGACGUUAA